Fonsecaea nubica is the source of this 1797-nucleotide messenger RNA. RefSeq lists its product as hypothetical. NCBI's taxonomy places the organism in Eukaryota, Fungi, Ascomycota, Eurotiomycetes, Chaetothyriales, Herpotrichiellaceae. Gene Ontology annotation, biological process: transmembrane transport. The record is from RefSeq and is a predicted model, not a curated record. Gene Ontology annotation, molecular function: transmembrane transporter activity. Bases 1 to 1797 code for a protein of 598 amino acids. The transcript has a single exon.
AUGGCUUCCGGAAGGUCUCCUACAGGUAUUUAUCCUACAAUUGAUACUGAGACGAAAGCAAUCAGCAACGUCCAUCAAGCGGAAGAUGAUUCCAACACCAAAGUCCACGACGGCUUGGACAUAAUUCAUGGCAAUGCACCUAACGACAACUCCAUUGACACCAAUUUUCAAGCUGGUGUGCAGAAGGCCGAGGCCACAACAAUUAGUUGGACAAUAUCUACUUUGGUCACUGCUUAUGUCGCAAUCUGGCUUGUCUACCUUGUCCAAGGCAUUGUGACUGGAGUCAGUGGUGCCUUGCUCCCCUACGCGACUUCAGCCUUUGCUCAACAUUCACUGAUUCCCACCACUGGAGUUUUGAGUCAAGUGGUUGGCGGUGUCACAAAUUUGGGCGUCGCGAAAAUCCUCGACAUUUUUGGACGUCCACACGGAUUUCUACUCUGUGUAUUUCUGUGUACUGUUGGCUUGAUCAUGUCAGCCGCUUGCAACAACGUUGAAGCAUAUGCGGCAUCGCAAGUCUUUUAUACCGUCGGGAUCAACGGUGUCGGAUACUGCCUCAGCGUCUUCAUUGCGGAUACGUCUUCACUUCGUCAUCGCGGUCUCAUGCAGGCUUUACUCAAUUCACCAUAUCUCAUUACAUCUUGGAUUGCAGGCCCCAUCUCGACAUCAUUCUUGAAUGGAGCCGGUUGGCGCUGGGCUUUCGGAAUGGAAAGUAUUCUCCUUCCAGGAGUUACUCUACCCCUGUUUGGGCUCUUCAUGUGGCAAUACAUGAGGGCUAAGAAGCAGGGUGUCUUUCCAAAACACCAUCACGACGAACGUACACUAUGGCAAUCUGCUGUAUACUAUGCACACGAGUUUGACCUGAUUGGACUUUUGUGCAUAUCUGGGGGUUUUGCCUUCUUCCUCCUCCCAUUCAAUCUUUACACUCAGCAGGCCAAGGGUUGGGGAUCUGCCCUCAUUAUUUGUUUCCUCGUCUUUGGAAUAAUUUUACUCGCAGCUUUUGUACUAUGGGAAAGAUCUUUUGCUCGUGUCCGUCUCACUCCAUGGGCAAUCCUUGGAGAUCGAACAGUCCUCGGCACUUGCCUCACCGCAUUUAUGCUCUUUUUGAGUGUUUCUUGUUGGAACGGGUAUUUUAGCUCGUUUCUUCAGGUAGUCAACGGUCUCACUGUGACUGAAGCAAGUUAUCUGAUACAAGGAGGCACGGUUGCCCAAAUUGUCAUGAAUCUUGUUGCCGGAUCAAUCAUCUCAUACACCGGACGCUACAAACCUGUCAGUCUCUUUUUCGGCUUUCCUUUGGUGGUCCUUGGUACGGGUCUGAUGAUACAUUUCCGUCACCCUGAUCAUUAUGUGGGCUACGUUGCCAUGAGCAACCUUUUUGUCAAUCUUGGAUUCGGUAUCCUGAUGCUCACGGUCGAGAUUGGCAUCUUGGCGGCUGCUUCUGCUCAGCAAUACUUUGCCGUCAGUAUUGCCCUGCUAAAUCUCUUUGCUUAUAUUGGCACUGCCGUGGGUUAUACAAUCUCCUCGGCCAUCUGGCAAGGCACGAUGCCCGAAAAACUCGCUUUAUAUCUUCCUCCUGAGAGCCAAGGGAAUCUCACCACAAUCUAUGCCGACAUUCAACAACAGUUAUCUUAUGAGUGGGGCACACCCGUCCGUUUGGCAAUUCAGAAAUCCUAUGGAGACACAUGGCGAUACUUGCUGAUUGCUGGUGUCUCAACUUGGGUCCUGGGGUUGAUGGCGAUUCUCAUGUGGAAAGACAUGAAUGUCAAAGGCAUAAAACAGAACAAGGGCUAUGUCGUGUAG